Messenger RNA from Microthlaspi erraticum, 576 nucleotides. Lineage: Eukaryota; Viridiplantae; Streptophyta; Magnoliopsida; Brassicales; Brassicaceae. The record is from the annotation of a GenBank genome assembly.
AUGAUUAUCAAUAACAGUGAGUCUUCUGUUCAUGAUUUCAUUGAUGCUCUUUCUUCUUGCUUCAAGCUUCGGGAUCUUGGUGAAGCUAAGUAUUUCCUUGGUUUGGAAAUCGCUCGUUCUUUUCAAGGGAUCUCGGUUUGUCAGCGGAAGUAUGUAUUGGAGUUGCUCGAGGUCACUGGCUUCCUCGGUUGUAAGCCUUCUUCUGUGCCUCUGGAUCCAGGUGUGAAGUUGACGAAAGACGCAGGCACUCCCUUGACUGAUCCCACUUCUUAUCGCAAGAUUGUUGGCAAGUUGAUGUACCUCCAUACCACUAGACCUGACAUCUCCUAUUCGGUGAACACUUUGUGUCAAUUCUCUCAUGAUCCUCGUGAUGUUCAUCUCAAAGCGGCUCACAAGGUUUUGCGUUAUUUGAAAGGAUCCGUUGGUCAGGGUCUCUUUUAUGCCGCUGAUUCCUCCUUUGAUCUCCAUGGUUAUACUGAUUCUGACUGGGGCACCAGUACUGAUGAUCGCAAAUCCAUCUCUGGUUAUUGCAUGUUUAUUGGUGACUCUUUAGUCUCUUGGAAAUCGAAGAAAUAG